This is a messenger RNA of Sceloporus undulatus (fence lizard), 2438 nucleotides long. It is a transcript of the gene EIF5A2, whose product is annotated as eukaryotic translation initiation factor 5A2. Lineage: Eukaryota; Metazoa; Chordata; Lepidosauria; Squamata; Phrynosomatidae. Gene Ontology annotation, biological process: positive regulation of translational termination; positive regulation of translational elongation. Bases 158 to 619 code for a protein of 153 amino acids. The record is from RefSeq and is a predicted model, not a curated record. The transcript has 5 exons. Gene Ontology annotation, molecular function: translation elongation factor activity; ribosome binding; RNA binding.
GGCCUCAAUUCCUUCCUUUCCGGCGGUUCUGCGCGUGCGCUUUGCGUCGGCGGCGCUCCUUCUCCUUCUCUCCGCCUCGCUCUCUCUCUCUCCCCCUCCCUCCCUCCCUCCCUGCCGCGUGUGUCGUGCGAGUAUUUGCUGGAACACACUUCCUACUAUGGCUGAUGAAGUUGACUUCACCACUGGAGAUGCUGGUGCAUCUGCCACCUACCCAAUGCAGUGUUCUGCUCUUCGCAAGAAUGGCUUUGUGGUGCUAAAGGGACGUCCCUGCAAGAUUGUGGAGAUGUCAACUUCAAAAACUGGCAAACAUGGUCAUGCAAAGGUCCAUUUAGUUGGCAUUGAUGUAUUCACUGGCAAAAAAUAUGAAGAUAUUUGCCCUUCCACUCACAACAUGGAUGUUCCAAAUAUCAAGAGGAAUGAUUAUCAACUAAUCUGUAUACAGGACGGCUACCUCUCUUUACUGACAGAAAGUGGUGAAGUUCGUGAGGAUCUAAAGGUUCCAGAAGGUGAACUAGGCAAAGAAAUAGAGGGGAAAUACAACGCAGGCGAAGAUUUCCAGGUAUCUGUUAUGUGUGCAAUGAGCGAAGAAUGUGCUGUAGCCAUAAAACCUUGCAAAUAGGACCAUCUGGAUCUAGGCAGUUGCUCAAGUUCUGGCAACUGCAAAUCUUGUAUUUUAGUUCUGAUUAUCACCAAAGCUAUAACCUUCACUAGCAACCUCGUGUCUUUGUUUGAAAAUAGAGCUGACUAAUGUUGCAAGCCAUUUGGCAAUACUAAAAUUGCUGAAGUUCAAGUGCUUACAGGAAUGGCAAGGCAGUCAAAACUGUCAUUUUAGAUCAUGAGGUAUUAAACUAGUAUGCUUUGCUCGAAUGAAACUGUAUAGCAGUGCCAAUACCAAGAUAGUACUAAGUUUGGGUUUAAGAAUAGUGUUUACAACAUUUUAAAUCAGUGAAAAUAACCAUUUUUAUCUUAAACAUUGUAAAAUAUGGCUUGCACUGAACUGUGAAUACUCACUGAGCUAGAGACAAAGGAAAUCCUAUGAUCAAAAUGCCAGUGCUGAUGGCCAUGUACAACAGUAUGUAUCUGUAGUCCUGCUGGCUCUGGCUCACUCUUAACAUGUUGCCAUUUGCCUGUGAUGCAAACAUCCAAGAUAUUGGAUGCUUUCAUACUCUGGUUAAUAGUGCACAAAUGUUCAGGGGUUAGGGGUGUGAUUCACUAGAGGCCUUUGAUUUCAAUAUGGAGUUCAGCCACUCUUCUAGUUUAAAAGAAGGGAAAGCCUCAAGUGUUUCAGUAUUAUAUGUACUUGUUUUGGAUUUUAACUUUAGUUUUGUAGCACAAGUAGAAUGCUUGGCUUCUUUUUAGGAACUGGAACAAAAGUGUGCAUAGUGGCAACUUAUAUGAAGGCUAAAUUUAAACCCUGUUUCACCCAAAUAAUUUAGGUCAUGGGAUUCAGACCUGCUAAAGAACUAUGACUCAGCAUUCUGUCAAAUGGAAGAACUUCAGGGCUAUGUAACAGGGUCACUUUGACUCAAAAUCUAUUUGUGCAGGACUUGGUUACACUGAACAGGCAAAUGCCUAACCACUAAUAGACAUGAUCUUCUGCUUGGAAGAUCGUGCUUCUGCUUAGUUAGCAUUUGGAGAAACCUAAUGACUUAUAUUUGCCUUAAAUAUUGGUAGCAACUGACUAACUUGAACUAGUGACUGGGUUGUUAAAACAUGCUUGGUUUAUUUUGGGUACCUUUGGGGUGGGUGGGUGGGGGGUUAGGACGCAGAAUUUUGAACUAUAUUUGGGAAUAUGGUUGCCCAUCGCCAGUGAAGUUAUAGAGAUGUAAACUGUAUGACGAUCUCACAGUAAGUUCUAGAUUGGAUAGGAAUCUGCACUUUUCCAGAUACUGUUGGACUGCAACUCCCAACAUUCUUCAUGAUUGGCUGUGCUGGAACUUGGAGUCUUAACAACAUCUUGUGGGUUUUGAGUUGCACCAUUCUCUAGAUUUAACUGAGCAAAUAUCUAUGCAGAGAAGGGGCACAAUGCAGAUUGGUUUGGCAAUAAACACUCUUGAAUAAAGCACAGUCUUGAUAUAAUGUCAAAUAACUAUAUGUUUUGAAGAUCUAGGGCUACUAGAAAGUUAGAGGAUUUUAUCAUUGUUAGUCCAAUCAUGCCAGUAUUCCUGGGUAGCUGAUUCUCAGUCUUGAUAGGAACGGGAAAUCCUAAUUUGAAAAACAGACUUUGUUGGCUAGUAUCAUUAGUCAUUCUCAGAUGUUCUGCAGGAGUUAGCAGCUGUGCCCGAGUAAUUGAGGCGCCGUCGUUACGCGCAAGGGGUGGCGCUUCCUGACGCGCCUUGCCCCUCGUGCGUAACGAGUGUGUCAAAAUGGCGGCGCCCUAGACAGAUGGGUGCCGCCAUUUUGACGUCGCGGACGCAUAGCAUCCGGACAUCAUGUGG